This is a messenger RNA of Camelus dromedarius (Arabian camel), 4044 nucleotides long. It is a transcript of the gene MYBPC3, whose product is annotated as myosin binding protein C3. Lineage: Eukaryota; Metazoa; Chordata; Mammalia; Artiodactyla; Camelidae. The record is from RefSeq and is a predicted model, not a curated record. The coding region runs from base 64 to 3879 and encodes 1271 amino acids. The transcript has 34 exons. Gene Ontology annotation, molecular function: myosin heavy chain binding.
CCCUACUCAGAUCCUGUUUGGGUGGCCCGUGCCUGCUUGGUUCCUGGUGUGACCUCUCCCAAGAUGCCUGAGCCGGGGAAGAAGCCAGUCUCAGCUUUCAGCAAGAAGCCACGGUCAGUGGAGGUGGCCGCAGGCAGCCCUGCCGUGUUUGAGGCUGAGACAGAGCGGGCAGGUUUGAAGGUGCGCUGGCAGCGAGCAGGCAGUGACAUCAGCGCCAGCAACAAGUAUGGCCUGGCAGCCGAGGGCACGCGGCACACGCUGACGGUGCGGGAUGUGGGCCCUGCCGACCAGGGGUCCUACGCAGUCAUCGCUGGCUCCUCCAAGGUCAAGUUUGACCUCAAGGUCUUAGAAGCAGAGAAGGCAGAGCCUGUGCCAGGCCCUGCUUCCGCCCCUGCUGAGGCUCCUGGAACCCCUGGAGAAGCGCUGGCCUCAGCCACUGACGUGGAAGGAGGCUCCCCAAGUCCUGAAGAGUCAAGCUCAGCCACCCCCGAUGGCCCUGGUGCCCCUGAGGACCCCAUUGGCCUCUUUGUGAUGCGUCCACAGGAUGGCGAGGUGACCGUGGGCGGCAGCAUCACCUUCUCAGCCCGUGUGGCUGGGGCCAGUCUCCUGAAACCUCCUGUGGUCAAGUGGUUCAAGGGCAAGUGGGUAGACCUGAGCAGCAAAGUGGGGCAACAUCUGCAGCUGCGUGACAGCUAUGAUCGGGCCAGCAAGGUCUAUCUGUUUGAGCUGCACAUCAUAGAUGCCCAGGCCACAUUUGCUGGUGGCUACCGCUGUGAGGUAUCCACCAAGGACAAAUUUGACAGUUGCAACUUCAAUCUCACUGUCCAUGAGGUCAUUGGCCCCGGAGACCUGGACCUCCGAUCAGCUUUCCGCCGCACGAGCCUGGCUGGAGGUGGUCGGCGGAUCAGUGACAGUCACGAAGAUGCUGGGACUCUGGACUUCAGCUCACUCCUGAGGAAGAGCAGCUUACGGACCCUGAGGGACUCGAAGCUGGAGGCACCGGCGGAGGAAGACGUGUGGGAGAUCCUGCGGCGGGCGCCCCCUUCGGAGUACGAGCGCAUCGCCUUCCAGUACGGCGUCACGGACCUGCGAGGCAUGCUCAAGAGGCUCAAGGGCAUCAAGCGGGAUGAGAAGAAAAGCACAGCCUUUCAGAAGAAGCUGCAGCCGGCCUACCAGGUGAGCAAGGGCCACAAGAUCCGGCUGACCGUGGAAUUGGCUGACCCCGACGCCGAGGUCAAGUGGCUUAAGAAUGGACAGGAGAUCCAAAUGAGUGGCAGCAAGUACAUUUUCGAGUCCAUUGGUGCCAAGCGUACGCUGACCAUCAGCCAGUGCUCCCUGGCGGACGACGCGGCCUAUCAGUGUGUGGUGGGUGGUGAGAAGUGCAGCACUGAGCUCUUCGUCAAAGAGCCCCCUGUGCUGAUCACUCGGCCCCUGGAGGACCAGCUGGUGAUGGUGGGACAGCGGGUGGAGUUUGAGUGUGAAGUGUCCGAGGAGGGGGCCCAGGUCAAAUGGCUGAAGGAUGGGGUGGAGCUGACCCGAGAGGAGACCUUCAAAUACCGGUUCAAGAAGGAUGGCCAGAGACACCACUUGAUCAUCAACGAGGCAACGCUGGAGGACUCUGGGCACUACGCACUGCGCACCAGUGGGGGCCAGGCGCUGGCUGAGCUCAUUGUGCAGGAGAAAAAGCUGGAGGUGUACCAGAGCAUCGCAGACUUGACGGUGGGCUCGAAGGACCAGGCAGUGUUCAAGUGUGAGGUGUCAGAUGAGAACGUGCGGGGUGUGUGGCUGAAGAACGGGAAGGAGCUGGUGCCUGACAGCCGCAUAAAGGUGUCCCACAUUGGACGGGUCCACAAGCUGACCAUUGACGACGUCACGCCUGCGGACGAGGCGGACUACAGCUUUGUGCCUGAAGGCUUCGCCUGUAACCUGUCUGCCAAGCUCCACUUCAUGGAGGUCAAGAUUGACUUCGUGCCUAGGCAGGAACCUCCCAAGAUCCACCUGGACUGCCCGGGCCGCACGCUGGAUACCAUUGUAGUGGUGGCUGGGAACAAGCUACGCCUGGACGUCCCUAUCUCUGGGGACCCUGCUCCCACUGUAAUUUGGCAGAAGACCAUCACAAAGGGGAGUAAGGUCCCAGCAGGGCCAGCCCCUGAUGUCUCAGGGGAUGCAGAUGCCAGUGAUGAGUGGAUAUUUGACAGGAAGCUGCUGUGUGAGACCGAAGGCCGGGUCCGGGUAGAGACCACCAAGGACCGCAGCGUCUUCACUGUGGAGGGGGCAGAGAAGGAAGACGAGGGCGUCUACGUCGUCACAGUGAAGAAUCCCGUGGGCGAGGACCAGGUCAACCUCACCGUCAAGGUCAUCGAUGUGCCUGAUGCCCCCGCCGCCCCCAGGAUCAGCAACGUGGGUGAAGACUACUGCACGGUGCAGUGGGAGCCCCCUGCCUACGAUGGCGGGCAGCCAGUCCUGGGCUACAUCCUGGAGCGCAAGAAGAAGAAGAGCUACCGGUGGAUGCGGCUGAACUUCGACCUGCUAAGGGAGCUGAGCCACGAGGCGCGGCGCAUGAUCGAGGGCGUGGUGUAUGAGAUGCGCGUCUACGCCGUCAACGCCGUGGGCAUGUCCAGGCCCAGCCCUGCCUCCCUGCCCUUCAUGCCCAUCGGCCCCCCCAGCGAGCCCACCCACCUAGCGGUGGAGGAUGUCUCCGACACCACCGUCUCCCUCAAGUGGAGGCCCCCGGAGCGCGCCGGAGCUGGAGGCCUGGACGGCUACAGCGUGGAGUACUGCCGGGAGGGCUGCUCGGAGUGGGUGGCUGCCCUGCAGGGGCUAAUGGAGCGCACGUCAGUGCUGGUGAAAGACUUGCCCACUGGGGCCCGGCUGCUCUUCCGCGUGCGGGCGCACAACGUGGCGGGGCCUGGAGCUCCUGUCACUAUCAAGGAGCCUGUGACGGUGCAGGAGAUAUUUCAGCGGCCACGGCUCCAGCUGCCCAGACACCUUCGCCAGACCAUCCAGAGGAAGGUCGGGGAGCCUGUGAACCUCCUUAUUCCUUUCCAGGGCAAGCCCCGGCCUCAGGUGACCUGGACCAAAGAGGGGCAGCCACUGGCAGGAGAGGAGGUGACCAUCCGCAAUAGCCUCACAGAUACCAUCCUGUUUAUCCGGGCCGCGCGCCGCACCCACUCCGGCACCUACGAGGUGACACUAUGCAUCGAGAACGUGGAGGAUAAGGCCACGCUGGUCCUGCAGGUCGUUGACAAGCCAAGUCCUCCCCAGGAUAUUCAGGUCAUUGAGGCGUGGGGUUUCAAUGUGGCUCUGGAGUGGAAGCCACCCCAAGAUGACGGCAACACAGAGCUCUGGGGCUACACAGUUCAGAAAGCCGACAAGAAGACCAUGGAGUGGUUCACUGUCUUGGAGCAUUACCGCCGCACACACUGCGUGGUGUCAGAGCUCGUCAUCGGCAAUGGCUACUACUUCCGGGUCUUCAGCCAUAACACAGUGGGACCCAGUGACAGAGCCACCACCACCAAGGAACCUGUCUUUAUCCCCAGACCAGGCAUCACAUAUGAGCGGCCCACCUACAAGGCCCUGGACUUCUCUGAGGCCCCACGCUUCACCCGCCCCCUGGUGAACCGCUCGGUCAUCGCUGGCUACAAUGCUACCCUCUGCUGCGCCGUCCGGGGUACCCCCAAGCCCAAGAUUUCCUGGUUCAAGAAUGGCCUGGACCUGGGUAAAGAUGCCCGCUUCCGCAUGUUCAGCAAGCAGGGAGUGUUGACCCUGGAGAUUAGAAAGCCAUGCCCCUUCGACGGGGGCGUCUAUGUCUGCAGGGCCACCAACUUACAAGGCGAGGCACAGUGUGAGUGCCGCCUGGAGGUGCGAGUGCCUCAGUGACCAGACUGGCUCCCUGGGGAUGGCCAGGUGCAGCCGGAUGCCAGCCCACGUGCCAAGAGCCUGGAAGGAAGCUGGACAAGCCACCUUCCUGUUGGACAUACGUGUGCAAGUGUGUGUUUUGGAGUUGGGCUAGCAGAGCAUCAGUGGGGCAGCGUAGUUAUGAGC